GGGGGGCGCCAGCCGGGCACACGCGCGCGGGGCGGCUCCGCGUCCCGCAAGUUUCCCGCGUCCCGGGACGGCGCCGACCGGGCGCCGCGGGCUCCUCUCCGGCGCAGGGCCCAUGCUGCCAGGGGCCAGCCUGCCAGCAGACGGCCAUGUCCCGAGAGGCCGGCUCCUGCCACGUGGGCCCCAGCGCUCGGACACGCAAGCCCAAGAAGCCGCACUACAUCCCUCGGCCCUGGGGCAAGCCCUACAACUACAAAUGCUUCCAGUGCCCCUUCACAUGCCUGGAGAAGUCGCACCUGUACAACCACAUGAAGUACAGCCUCUGUAAGGACUCGCUGUCCCUGCUGCUGCACGCCCCCCGGCCCCGGGCCCCCACCCCCGCGGCACAGCUCGACGCUGCUCCCUCCACCCCUGACCUUGGCCCUGUCGGGACCCGGGCCCCUGCCCCCAGGGAGAACCAGACAAAACCAGGCUUGGGCAGGCUCCAGGCUGAGCCCUGGAAGAGGGGUCUGGAUAGGGCCCCCCAGAGCAUGGCCCCCGCAGAUGCAGCAACAGUGGGCCCUGAGGGAGGGGCCCCCUGCUACCCGCCACCCCUCCCAAGUGGGCCCCCAGAGGCCCAGAGCUUCCACCUGCCCCUCCUGGGGCUAAGCUACCCUCUGGGCCCUGCCCUCUUCUCCUGCCUGGGGCCCUCGCUGGCAGCUGCCCACGUACCCUUCCUGGCCUCCACGGGGCCCCUGCUGCCUGUGGCCUGCCCUGCCCCCCAGGGCCCUGCGCGGGCUGGCCCUGUCCCUCGCCUCUACUGCCCUCUGCUCCUGGGGCUGCCAGCAGGUGGAGCGGCCCCCACCCAGCCCCUCACCCCACCCAAGGGACCCCCGGCAACUCCAGCCACUGGGCUGGGGGCGUCCUGGCCCUGGGGCACCCCCCCAGGGUCGGGGCAGCUAGAGCAGUUGGCCCUGAGGAUGGCCAAGAGGACGCCACCUCCUGGAAGCAGAUUGGAGCCCCCAGGGCCCCUCGCCAGCACAGCCACGUCCAGGUCUUGGAGCAGCCCUAGCCAGAGCCUCUGGCCAGAGGAGCAGGAGCCCCUGUCCCAGCAGCCCCCCAGGGGCCCUGAGCGCCCCUUGCGGGAGGACCUGGAGCUGUGCGUGAGGGGCCCAUCGCAGGAGCAGCUGGGCAGGGUUCGCGGGGAGCUGCUGGCUGUCCACCAGGCGCCAGACAUGCCCUUGGACCUGUCUCUGACCAGCCGCCUCACACUGGCCCUAUCUGGACCAUCUGGGAAGUCUCAGCGGCUGCUGGGGCGGAUCCCAGUGCCCGCGGGUGCUGCCGGGGGGCCCCGGGGCCUGCACUGCUCCCCGAAUGGCCUGCUUUUCCUCACAGCUGGUGCUGCUCCCUGUGUGCAUGUGCUGGACCUGGAGGGACAUGUCAUAUGCCAGCUGCCCUGCCACGUGCCAGGGGUGGGGCCUUUUGUGCCAGAGGAUGUGGUGGUGACGGCGGCUGGGCUUGUGGUGGUCAGCGACCUCGUCCAUGGGGCUGUCCAUGCUCUUGAACAUGCCACGCAGGCCCCCCAAGGCCGCUGGGUAACCGUAGGCACCUUCUUAGCGCCCCGGGGGCUGGCUGUGGAUGCUGCUGGCCACCUCCUGGUGACGGACUACACAGCUGGGACUGUCCACAGCUUUAGACUGGGCCCUGGCCUGCGGCCACGAGCACCCUCCUCCGUGGCUGGUCUGCUUGGCCCCCACUGGGUGGGUCUGGGACCUGACGGCUGUCUGGCUGUGAGCGAGGAGUGUGGGGACGUGUGGCUGUUUGGCAGUGCCCGCCAGCCCCUAGGCUCCCUGGGCUCGCUCAGCGGCCAUGCCUUCGGCAGCCCCGCAGGCCUGUGCACCCACGCAGAUGGCGGUCUUGCUGUGGCCGACGAGCAGCGCCGCCAAGUGACCCUCUUCCCCCGGGGCAGACUGCCUGUCCAGCUGGUGUCUGAGGGGCUGGUCCGGCCCUUGGGGGUGGCCUUUGGUCCCCAAGGCCAGCUCGUGGUGGCUGAUGCUGGGGACGGCUUCAUCAAGGUCUUCCAGUAG
Sorex araneus (European shrew) is the source of this 2063-nucleotide messenger RNA. RefSeq names its product proline-rich protein 35. The transcript has 4 exons. NCBI's taxonomy places the organism in Eukaryota, Metazoa, Chordata, Mammalia, Eulipotyphla, Soricidae. Gene Ontology annotation, molecular function: protein binding. The record is from RefSeq and is a predicted model, not a curated record. Bases 147 to 2063 code for a protein of 638 amino acids.